Molecule: messenger RNA, 1755 nt
Organism: Bipolaris victoriae FI3
Lineage: Eukaryota; Fungi; Ascomycota; Dothideomycetes; Pleosporales; Pleosporaceae
Exons: 6
Coding region: 1-1755 (584 amino acids)
Molecular function (GO): CoA-ligase activity
Source: RefSeq, a predicted model, not a curated record
AUGCCCUUCUAUCCUCCACCAUGGGUUCCAAAGCUUCCAUUCGAUCCGCCCGACUCGAUCCCCAUCUCCGACUUCAUGUUGGAUGAGAACUACGGCCGCCAUCCGCUUGGUUAUUCACACAAUCCCUUUACUUGCGGCGUGACAGGCAAGACGUAUGAGAGCCUCGAGGUUCGAGAACGCGUCGACUAUCUUGCCCGGGGGUUGGCCAAGGAGCUUGGCUUCGACCCAAACAAAGGAUCCGAAUGGGACAAGGUCAUUGCUGUCUUCUCUCUGAAUACCAUUGACACACUCCCCUUGGCAUGGGCCACCCAUCGCUUAGGCGGUAUCCAGACGCCCGCCAACGCUGCCUACAGCGCCUCUGAACUCGAAUAUCAGCUGAAGAACUCGCACGCAAAAGCUCUCUUCACAUGCGUUCCUCUAUUGGAAACGGCACGGGCAGCCGCUAAGAACUGUGGAAUCCCUGAAAACCGCAUAUAUAUUCUCGAGUUGCCAGAGAAGAUCGCGGGAAAGAGCACACCCAAGGACAAGAAGACGGUGGAUGACUUCAUCCGCGAAGGCUCAAAGCUUGACCGCUUACCACCAUUGAACUGGGGGGCCGGUGAGGGUGCUCGAAGGACCGCGUUCCUUUGCUACUCCAGUGGUACCUCUGGUCUGCCUAAAGGCGUCAUGAUCUCACACAAAAAUGUCAUUGCCAAUACGCUACAAAUCGCAACUUUCGAAAAGCCGUACCGAGACACCAUCAUCAACGAUGUACGAAACCAAUCCGACUACACUGAAAUGACACUGGGUCUCUUGCCCAUGUCGCACAUUUACUCGCUGGUUGUCAUUUGUCAUGCCGGCGUUUACCGUGGCGAUGGUGUGGUGGUUUUACCAAAGUUUGAGUUUGAGAAUACUUUGCAGGCGAUACAAGAUUACAAAAUCAACGCGUUGUUCUUGGUUCCCCCGAUCAUCAUUCAAAUGACGAAGAAUAAAGACUUGCUCAGCAAGUAUGACCUCAGCUCCGUCUGGUCACUGUUCACCGGUGCAGCACCUUUGGGACAAGAAACAGCCGAGGAUCUGCAAAAGAUAUUUCCCUCAUGGAAGAUCAGACAAGGCUAUGGCCUCACGGAAACCUGCACUGUUGUAACCUCAUCGGCGCCGGAUGAUAUCUGGUACGGCUCUUGCGGCUCCAUAAUUUCAGGUGCAGAGUGCAAGAUUGUAACUCCCGAGGGUACCGAGGUCACUGGAUAUGACCAACCGGGCGAGCUGCUUGUCAAGUCGCCUUCAGUUGUGCUAGGAUAUCUCAACAACGACAAGGCCAACCAGGAAACAUUCCAGGAUGGUUACAUGCGUACUGGAGACGAGGCUGUCAUCAGAAAGUCGCCUUCUGGCAACGAGCAUGUGUUUAUUGUCGACCGCAUCAAGGAGUUGAUCAAGGUUCAGGGACAUCAAGUCGCGCCAGCAGAACUCGAAGCUCAUCUUUUGACGCACCCUGCUGUCAAUGAUUGCGCUGUGAUCCAGAUUCCAAAUGAGAAGACUGGAGAAGUACCCAAAGCCUUUGUUGUCAAGGCAGCCUCUGUGAACUCCAAGGAUGACAGCACCCUUGCGCGCGAAAUCCAGAAGCAUGUUGAAGACCACAAGGCGAGAUACAAGUGGAUUAGCGGCGGAAUCGAAUUCAUCGAUGUCAUCCCCAAAUCACCGUCCGGAAAGAUUUUACGACGAAUGUUGAGGGACAAGGAAAAGGAAAAGAGAAGACAGACCGGAAGCAAGUUGUAG